Vicia villosa (hairy vetch) is the source of this 1317-nucleotide messenger RNA. Its product is annotated as F-box/kelch-repeat protein At3g23880-like. Gene Ontology annotation, molecular function: protein binding. The record is from RefSeq and is a predicted model, not a curated record. NCBI's taxonomy places the organism in Eukaryota, Viridiplantae, Streptophyta, Magnoliopsida, Fabales, Fabaceae. The transcript has 2 exons. The coding region runs from base 1 to 1317 and encodes 438 amino acids.
AUGGAUAUUUGUCCGAUUAAGAAGCAACUUCAAUCCACUGUACCCUUGCCGUUGGUAUUCAUUCCUGAGGAACUCAUAGCUGAAAUCCUAUCCUUUCUUUCUGUUAAAACUAUAUCGCGAUUCAAAUGCGUGAACAAGUUAUGGAACACUCUCAUCUCCGAUCCAACCUUCGUUGAUAAGCAUCUUAAGAAGUCAUCACAAAAACAACAUCUCAUUGAAGUAUGGAGGGAUACAAGAGAUUUGAUUGUCGUACCAUUCCCCUUGUAUGAUCUACACGAAAAUCCAUCCAUCACUAUUCAUAGAAACAAUCUUCGUUGUUUGAAUGACAGCGAUUAUUCCGUUGUUGGAACUUGCAACGGAUUGAUCUGCUUGUAUAGUAAAUCUCUCUACAAAGUAUCAUCUUUCGGGUAUAAAGAAUCAUCGGUUGAGUAUAUGGAAUACUCAAUCCAUUUGUGGAAUCCUUCCACGAGAAAAAAACCCGAAAAUUUUGCUUCCAUUCGUCAUAUCCAUGAUAUGAAGUCUUUUCAUUUCGCAUUUGGUUAUGAUGACUCAAAAAAAACUUACAAGGUUGUGGCUUAUCAUAUUGAGGCUUGUGCGGAAAGUGAGGUUAAAGUUUUUAGUUCGGGUGAUAAUGUUUGGAGAAAUAUUCAAAGUUUUCCGGUGGUACCUCUUAGUUGGGAGGGGUAUUCCAGUGAAACUUUUCCUAAGAAUGGUGUGCAUUUGAGUAACACUAUUAAUUGGUUGGCUAUUAAUGAGUAUUUCUUUUCUUUUUAUCGAUGCACGAAUAUUACUCAUGUUGAGCAAAUUGUGAUUAUUUCACUUGAUCUUUCGACUGAGACAUACAAAGUGUUGCUUGUGCCUCAAGGUUUAGUUGAGGUGCCACAGAUGCAGCCAGUUGUUAAUGUUUUGAUGGAAUGUCUUUGUUUUUCUCACCAAGAGAAACAUGAAUUUGUUUUAUGGCAGAUGAAAGAGUAUGGAAUUCGGGAAUCUUGGACUCGAUUAUUUAAGAUUAGUUGUCAAAUCCUUCCCAUGGAUUUUAAAGAUGAAUGUUUUCGAAUGGCUUGCCUUUAUAAAAAAGGUGAUAUGGUGGUAUUUGUGAGUGAUUGUUCCCAUGAUCCAGUGAUAUAUAAUUUGAGAGAUAAGAAAGUAGAGGAAGUUAUAGUUAAUGGCGGCGGGUACUGGUUCUGUCAUGUAAAUGUUUAUGUAGAAAGCUUGGUUGGGGUAACUUUUGAUGAGCAGCAUCUUGGUGAAAUUGGAAACGGAGCUAUGGUUGGAGAAGCAAGCACUGGAUAUCAUAGGACGAUGAUGCAUGGAUGA